Molecule: messenger RNA, 1384 nt
Organism: Pogonomyrmex barbatus (red harvester ant)
Lineage: Eukaryota; Metazoa; Arthropoda; Insecta; Hymenoptera; Formicidae
Biological process (GO): sensory perception of smell; detection of chemical stimulus involved in sensory perception of smell
Cellular component (GO): plasma membrane
Molecular function (GO): olfactory receptor activity; odorant binding
Source: RefSeq, a predicted model, not a curated record
GAUAUUCUCCUUUCAUUUGCACAUCAAUCAUCAAGAUGUCCUCAGUGAUAGACCGUUACUAUAAAAUCACUGAAAUUAUAUUAGAAGCACUCGGAUUAUGGCCGUAUCAAAGUUCAACAUGGAUGCGCUGUAUCAAAGCAAUGAUUAUUAGAAGUUUAUUUCUAUCAGGUUUACUUGUUCAGUUACUAGCAUUCAUUACAAAUCAAUACAACACGAGUCUUCUCCUUCAGAUUUUAUCAUUUGUCUUUCCUAUUCUUAUCGACGUGAUAAAAUAUUAUCUUUUUAUCAUUCAAGCAGACAAUUUGAAGCAACUACUCGAGCAAAUCCAAGAUGACUGGAGUUCGUUAAAAGAUAAAUUAGAAAUUAAUAUUAUAGAAAAAUAUGCUUGCAAUGCGAGAUUUUUUACAAUAAUUGUGAUGGUAUAUUGCUAUUUUGGAUUACUACUUUGCGGAAUAUUUCAAUGUCUGCCGAUAUUUCUUGAUAUUAUCUUACCUUUAAACGAAUCACGACCUUGUCAACUUUUUGUGAUUACGGAAUAUUUCAUCAAUCAGGAGAAAUAUUUUUACGCUACAUUAUUACAUGAGGGACUAGCUUAUACAAUAGGAACAACUGCAUUGUGUGGUACUAGUGUGACAAUUAUGAUAUGCAUUUUGCACGCCUGUGCAUUAUUUGAAAUUGCAAGUUGUCGAAUAGAAAAUGCAAUCGAGGAAAAUAUAUUAAUGAUCCCUAGUCCUCAAAGAGAAUAUAUUCUUUAUCGCAAAAUUGUACAUGCGGUUGUUAUGCAUCAGAGAGCCAGCAAGUUUGCUGAACUUUUGACGUCCAGUUUUACGACAUUAUUCUCCAUUCUGAUCGUAAUUGGCAUUAGUUCUUUAACUUUCAAUCUUUUUCAAUUCCUUCAAUUAAUAACAAUAAUGAAAAAUACCACUCAAACAUUUAUAAUCGCCGUAUUGAUAAUCUUGCAUUUGAAUUAUAUGUUUAUUGUUAAUUACGGUGGACAAGAAUUAUUGAAUCAUGGUUUAAAGCUAUUUAAAGCAACUUAUAAUGGAUUGUGGUAUGCAGCACCGUUGCAUACGCAAAAACUCUUAUUAUUUAUAAUGCAAAAGGGAACAAUGAAUAUUGGUCUAACAUGUGGCGGUAUAUUUGUUGUAUCCUUGGAAGGUUUCGCUACGGUAAAAUUAAUACUUUUUUAAUGAUAAAAUUUUAAUGUUAAUUAAGAAUAUGUAAGAUGAUAUAUUUUUUCAGCUUACAAAUGCGGCAAUAUCUUACUUUACGGUAAUUUAUUCUACGCAAUAAAAACUAGACAUUGGACAAUUAUUAAAUGGAUGAAUGUAUACAAUAUAAAUACGAUGUAAAGAAAUUGUUGAAUAUUAAAAAAAUGAGUAUU